AUGGAGAAGCUUGGAGAAGGCGGAGGCGGAGCCAAUCGUCGACUGGUCCAAGGUCAUGUCGGCCCCGGACGAGAAUUGAUGCAUUCGCGAGGGAGCCUUGCCCCGAGCUAUGGCCGGGUUCCUCGCGAUGGCCUUGAGCGUGAGCCGUGGGUCCUUGUACUUCCAACUAGGAAAGUGGCGCUCUCUGGACACCUGAGGCUGAUACCGACGUCGGGGUACUGCGAGCGCGUGUGGUCGCGGUUCCACCUCGAACGGUUCAUUCGCGGAUCGCGGUACUCACGCCAUGUGCACGGUGGGAUUCUGCAUUCCGGAUCGGGAGGGAUCGUGGGCUAUCGUGGGGCUGCGGGAGCGGGCGGCAGCGUGCGGGCAGCGGCGUUAAUUCGGCCACGCCUGGCGACGGCCCGGCCACGGAGCGAGAGCAGACUACGGCGCGUGUCCGCCAACUUGCCAACGCGCUCCUCCUCCUCCUCCUCCUCCUCCCCUCACCACCUCGGUCAUCGUCCGGGCGACGUCGCAACCGCCCCGUCGCUCGACACACACGUCCCGCUCGACCCAGACAGCGCUGGGACCAUUCUGCUCACCUUCCGCAGCCAUCCCCGUCCGCCAUCGGAUCCUCGGUCGAUUGGGACGCUGACGACGAAGCCGUGGGCAUGA
This is a messenger RNA of Heterobasidion irregulare TC 32-1, 654 nucleotides long. RefSeq lists its product as uncharacterized. The transcript has 3 exons. The coding region runs from base 1 to 654 and encodes 217 amino acids. The record is from RefSeq and is a predicted model, not a curated record. Lineage: Eukaryota; Fungi; Basidiomycota; Agaricomycetes; Russulales; Bondarzewiaceae.